AUGGUCUUACACAGGCUUAGUGCAAAGACAGCAUUUGCGGCCGCCCUACGGAAGUUCGGUUCGUUCGAAGCUACUAAUAGCCCACAGGAGCUCGCCCGUCGGUCCCAAAUCCUCUCUAAAUGCGCCUACAUACGUGCCAAACCCGGGCCUCCACCCAAUUUCCAUACUCGCACCCAGAGUGACCGCUACGCAGAUUCAGAGAACACGACUCCCGUUCUUGUGCGUAAUGCGACUAUCUGGACAGCUGCUAAUGAUGGGCACGAGGUUAUCUCUGGUGACCUCCUUUUACACCGCGGUCUCAUCAAAGCUAUCGGGGAUGUUCCUCUUUCCAUGAUUCGGCAGGGUCGAGUUGUUGAUGCUCACGGAGCGUGGGUGACCCCCGGCAUUGUGGAUUUACACUCCCAUAUCGGUGUCGGUAGUGUGCCUGAGCUAAAUGGUUCGCCCCCAUCUUGCCCUGGUUUGCGCAGUAUUGAUGGAUUGAACACCCAUGACGCAUCAUACGAACUCGCCAUAGCUGGAGGUGUUACAACCGCACAAAUUCUCCCUGGGAGCGCAAAUAAUAUCGGUGGCCAGGCAUUCAUAAUCAAGCUUCGUCCUACAGCUGAACGUUCGCCUUCUUCCAUGCUCCUCGAGCCUCCCUACACCCUCAAUGGCUCUCACUUUGACCACUCUCUCACGCCACGCUGGCGGCACAUGAAUGCCCGAAAGCUGCGCGACGCUCAAGAUGCUUUCUGCGCCAAGGCAGAGUCUGAUUCUUGGGAUGACCUCGCAGGGAAUGCAUUUCCUGAAGAUCUGCAAUGGGAAUCCCUUGUCGAUGUGCUCCGUGGACGUGUAAAGCUUUCAGUGCACUGCUACGAGGCAGUUGAUCUCGACGGAAUCGUCCGCCUUACAAAUGAGUUCGAAUUCCCCGUAGCCUCAUUUCACCAUGCUGGUGAAACAUACCUCGUUCCGGAGUUGUUGAAGAAAACGUGGGGGGGCACACCUGCCAUCGCACUUUUUGCAUCCAACUUUCGGAAGAAACGCGAGGCAUAUCGAGGAUCGGAGUUCGCACCACGGGUGCUGGCGGAACAUGGAAUCAACGUUGUUAUGAAGUCUGACCACCCCGUUGUCAACUCCCGCUACCUCCUGCACGAAGCCGCCCAAGCGCACUAUUAUGGCCUUGACCCUGCACUCACGCUCCUCUCUGUUACGUAUACUCCUGCUACUGCCAUGGGGAUGGGCCAUCGGAUUGGGAUGCUGAAACCAGAUGUUGUGAUUUGGUCCUCCCACCCACUUUCACUUGCUUCAACGCCCACUCAGGUCUAUAUUGAUGGUAUCCCCCAGCUCUCCCUUCCUGGAGGCCAUGUCGCCAAGGGGCCCACCACUCCCCCAUGCACACCCAAUUUCGACUCUGAGAAGGUGGCAGCGGUCGCGCACGAGGGUAUUCCCCCUCUUGAGCCUCGGAGCGUGAAAGGGGCGUUAUUCGUGAACGUCUCAGGGCUUUAUAUGAGAGGUGGUGGCUCGAGUGGGGUGGUGCGUGUUUCUGAGCAGGCAGGAUCGGUGGGUGUGGAGGAUGGUCAAGUGGUGUGUAUUGGUCAAUGCUCGGAUUUUGCAGAAGAGGCUGUCGAUAUCGUGGACCUUGAAGGUGGCACGAUCACACCUGGAUUGACCAGCUUCGGUUCGCCACUGGGGCUCGUGGAGAUAAGGCUUGAGCCGAGCACAAAUGAUGGAAGUGUUCAUAACCCUCUCGAUGGUGACCUUCCUGCUAUAUUGGGUGACACGAUCAUGAGAGCACAAGACGGUCUCAUGUUUGGUGGUCAGAAUUUGCUACUAGCCUAUCGCGGCGGCGUUACAACGGCCAUCACUGCGCCCUCUGGGGCCUUCCUGCAGGGCGUAUCUACUGCUUUCUCACCUGGAGCUGCGCAUGCCAGCGUGGAAAAUGCGAGUGUAAUUGAUGAAGUCGCAUUACAUGUGGGCAUAAGCAUGUCUUCAAGGAUAAGUGUGAGCACGCAGAUAGCAGCACUUAGGAACAUGUUGUUUGGAGAGGGUGGAGAUGAGGUGCUCAGGAGCGUUAGAAAGGUGGGCUUAUUAAUCAAGGGUAAAACCACGCUCGUUGUGGACGUUGAGAGCGCAGAUAUAAUGGCGACGCUGCUUCGGCUUAAGGAUGAGUACGAGACUCAUUCUGGGAGGGAACUUCGUAUGACCUUUGCGGGAGCAACUGAGGCUCAUCUCCUUGCGUCUGAGAUUAAGAGGGCAGGUGUGAGCGUGAUCGUCACGCAGAGCAAGCCAUUCCCGUCGAAUUGGGAGCAGCGAAGGAUACUUGCUGGGCCACCAAUAACGCAAGAGAGCCUGGUCAGCAAGCUUUUGAAGGCCGGCGUCAAUGUAGCCAUUGGAGUCAUCGACGAGUACAAUGCCCGAAAUACACGUUUCGAAGCCGGUUGGUUCCUCGCGUCCAAUGGUUUGAUCGAUCGCACAACAGCUCUUGCACUUGCCACGACAAACCUCGAAAAGGCGCUCGGAGUGCAGAGGGAGAUGCCUCAGGACCUUGUGGCAUACCGUGGUGGGGAUGUGUUUGAAUUUGAAGCCAAGGUGGUGGGGGUUAUAUCGGAGACGUUGGGGCGAACAGAUCUGUUUGUAUGAGAAACGGUAGAACUUUGACCACAAGCAUUAAGCAGUAUGCGCUGCAGCAUUGACUCGGACUUCCAGCUGCGAACACUGGAGGCCACGGAAAUCCAGAAACUAUGACAAUAAGGGAGGAACGGCUACCUUCAAUCGGAAUUGGCACUCGAACUGACUCAAGCAUGUUGAGACGGAAUUUCCGGGGACUUGCAAUCGACGAUGCAAGUAUCAGCCAGGCUGUCAGCCUAAGAGCUUCUGAAUGUCUCAAUGACGCCUUCUCAUGUUCAGAAUCUCGUGCAUGCUCGAUG
This is a messenger RNA of Suillus bovinus, 2906 nucleotides long. RefSeq lists its product as uncharacterized. The record is from RefSeq and is a predicted model, not a curated record. Gene Ontology annotation, molecular function: allantoinase activity. Gene Ontology annotation, biological process: purine nucleobase catabolic process. The transcript has 15 exons. Lineage: Eukaryota; Fungi; Basidiomycota; Agaricomycetes; Boletales; Suillaceae. Gene Ontology annotation, cellular component: cytoplasm. Bases 1 to 2619 code for a protein of 872 amino acids.